AUGAGCACUCCUUCGAAAUCUCUACUCCCAGCGUUGUACUUCGAUGGGGACCUGUUGGUCACCGGAGGAAGCGACAAGACAGUUCGCGUUCAGCGAAAUAGCCGAGACUGCCUCGAGAAGGAACAACUAGGGGAAUGCCUCCACGUGCUAGAGGGCCACACCGAGCGCAUCACGGGGGUGGCGAGGCUGGACGGGUCCCGCCUGGCCACCAGCUCCGCGGACGGCAGCCUCCGGGUGUGGGACGUGUCGUCGGGGGAGACGCUGCACGACGUGCUGCUGCCCUCGCCGGCCUGCUGUCUCGGCGCCGCGGAGGGUUACAUGGUCACGGGUCUGACGGACGGGAGGGUGCUGGCGUGGGAGGCUAAGCGCCCGGAGCGCGCGCCGACGGAGAUCCUGACGCUCGACGCUCACCGCGGGGCGGUCACGACGCUCAGCUUCCCCAAGCAGGAUGUCUUGCUGACGGGGGGGGGGGACGGCAGGGUCAAGUACUGGGAUCUCAACCAGGGGGGGGCGGCCGAGGGGAACCGGUUCGAGAUCGGCGGGGAAAGCUACACCCACGUCUUCCGGGGUCACGCGGCACCCGUCACCGCGGUGCAAUGUGACGAGCAUCGAGUGGUGUCCGCGGCGACCGAUGGCACGGUGUCGGUGUGGGACAUCCGCAGCGGGCAGGAGCUGUUCCAGAUCUACGGUCACGCGGACGGGGUUGGCUCCCUCCAGUUCGAUAGGGAGCAGCUCGUGACUGACGGAACGGGAGAGACCUUGUACUUGCACGACUUCACGGGCAGAAGAGGAGCCCCCGCCGUGAUGGGCUCGGACAACCCUUUCGGCGAUGACGACGACGACGACGAUAACGACGAAGGUAGUCAAAGUGGGUUUCGUAUCGGCGGGGGGGACGGGGGACGGGGCCCGGGGCGAGGGGGGGGUGAUGGUGUUGACGGCGGUAAAGGGGGUGGAGCAGAAGGCUAA
Ectocarpus siliculosus is the source of this 966-nucleotide messenger RNA. The record is from the annotation of a GenBank genome assembly. NCBI's taxonomy places the organism in Eukaryota, Phaeophyceae, Ectocarpales, Ectocarpaceae.